AUGGCCGGCAAUAUCAGCGACUGGAAUCCAAUAUGUGUGGCUUCGACGGAAUCCAGUCCUGGUGGUUCUCUGGCGGGGCAUCCAGAUGAUGUCGAAGCAGACAAUAACCUCAAGUCCCCUGGGGACUCAAAUUCGCAUCUCCCCUUUUUCAGAGGGGCAGAGUGGACCCCAGAUGGAACUACGCUCUUGACAGACUCAGCAGACCAUCGCAUCCGAACCUUUAUCCUAAAAAGCCCCCCGGACCUGCUGGAGAAGGAGUCAGCUCAUCAACUGUCCCCAUAUUCGACUCUUCCCUCAGCUGAACCGACAUAUGCCACUGCAGUGUACCCAUUCUAUGCUCUCCAAGAUCCAUCCACUACGCUGUUUCUCUCUGCUGUGCGCGAUCAUCCGAUUCGGCUGGCAUCAGCACUGGCUCCCACCUCGGUGGCGAGUUAUUCCCUGGUCCACCCAACGACCGAAGCAUUCAUCACUCCCCAUUCGAUGAUAUAUCCAUCAACACUCGGCGGAACUCAGUUUCUCACGGGAUCGGACAGCCUCAUUUGUCUUUUCGAUGUCUCCAGACCAGGAACGCAAGGCCCGGUGUCGUGGAUGCCCACCAUUCCCAGCAAGCGCAAGCAGAUCGUCGGCGGGGGUAUCGGUAUGAAAGGAAUUGUCUCUGCCAUGGCCGUCAGCCCAACAGGGGAUGGGAUUCUUGCUGCAGGCACCUUCACCAGACAGGUUGGAUUGUAUAACUCGAACGGGUCUGGCGAGCUCCUGGGCACAUUCAGCAUCGCAAAGACCGAGGCGAACCGUGACAUCGGGGGACGUGGGGUCACUCAACUUCUCUGGAGUCCAUGUGGUCGAUAUCUGUAUAUCGCCGAACGGAAAAGUGAUGGCGUGCUGGCUUAUGACAUCCGCGUGACAGGCCAAAUGCUCGGGCAUCUGCGUGGCCGGAAGGCGAUGACAAACCAACGGCUCAAGGUGGAUGUUGUCCCUGCUGGGCCCGAUGGAUCUCAUGAAGUGUGGGCGGGAGGCACAGAUGGGUACAUCAGGGUUUGGAAGGAUCCCAUGUAUGCUGCCGGCGGGCAGGAUCCGGACUGGGAGUUCAAAGCGCAUGAUGAUGCUGUGACGAGUGCAGUCUUCCACCCAAUGGGAAGUGUUGUUGCAACAUGCUCUGGGCAGCGUCACUUUGCCAAUGACGACACGCCAGACGACCUCGACGUGCAUUCUGGCGCCGGGAAGGCAGAUAACACACUGAAAGUGUGGUCAAUGCCAUUUCUGAACUCGACCCUCGACCCUCCCAGCUCGGAACACGAAGACUGA
Molecule: messenger RNA, 1302 nt
Organism: Penicillium alfredii
Lineage: Eukaryota; Fungi; Ascomycota; Eurotiomycetes; Eurotiales; Aspergillaceae
Exons: 4
Coding region: 1-1302 (433 amino acids)
Molecular function (GO): protein binding
Source: RefSeq, a predicted model, not a curated record